Molecule: messenger RNA, 972 nt
Organism: Cutaneotrichosporon cavernicola
Lineage: Eukaryota; Fungi; Basidiomycota; Tremellomycetes; Trichosporonales; Trichosporonaceae
Exons: 4
Coding region: 1-972 (323 amino acids)
Source: RefSeq, a predicted model, not a curated record
AUGACGACCGUCGCGGACACUCGGCGUCCCUCGGGUACGGACCAACCCCCUCCUCACCGCCGCAAAACGUCCUUCUGUGCCGCCAGUGCCCACAAUCUCAUGAGCGACAGCAUCUCCAACCUCGAUUUGUCGCCCACUACCUCGACGCUCAGCGGCGUCAUGUCACCAGUGUCACCAGUGCCGAGCAGCAACGCGCCGCCAAGCUACCACAGCCCGCUUCUUGUACCAGCUCGCAAGGCGGUGGCGCCGACCCCACCCGUUGCAUUUGCGUGCCUCAUGCUCAUCGGCAAAGACAAAAUCCGUAUCGCAGGCUUCCCCGACUCGUGUCAAGAACUGAUGCGAAAUGUCCUUUCGAAAGGAUGGACUGGCGUCGACGCAAAACGAAACCCCGCGCCAGGCGUGUAUGAGUGGAAACUCACAAAGGCUCCAUGGGCCGGUGACGCACCACUCGCAUCGUUCCGCCUCAUCGAGUUCAUCCUCUUCUCGCUCUCAAAAGAGGGAUGGAGUCUCGCCCUCGCAGCUGGUAUACCAGCAAAGCACGGUGCACGGGACACAUUCUUCUUCAGGCCGGCCGAGCGACGACAGCGCCACUUCUUCAGUAUCAUCUUUGGCACCCACAUGGUUACGCUCCUCGAUGCCAUUGAUCCCCGCGUGUGCGAGGAGUUUGUGCAGGCUUGCGAGACAUGGCCAGGUGGGGCUGGAGCUCUGUACUCGCGCGAGCAUGGUGCAUUUGCGGUCAAUAUGAAACCGGUAGGAGAUGGCGACACUGCAUGGCCGACUGGCGGCAAAUACCAACACGCCAUGUCCCAGCUCAUGUGUGCUGUGCUCCAACGAAUGGCGUUGGCUGGUUACGAGUGCGUAACGACCUACGACGUCCUCGACCGAUCAACGAGCUGGUACUGGAACGAUGCCAAGGGCAUCGUCACGGGAUCUAUGCCGUCCAUUGACAUCUGGGUCUUCGCAGAGCGAUAA